AUGCGAGCGGUAGAGGUGUCAUUUGAUAGCGGCCCGGUCGCGACGCCCGGUCGAUACGAGUCACUGGCAAGGCGAUUCGUUCGGAAGUACAAUGCACGGCAAGCAGCUGCUAGUGCGGCGCCCGUGGCGAAUAGUGGCUACAGUCAAAAUGGGCAGUAUCUAGGAACGGGCUCCCAGGUCUCCCAGGGCUCACAAGGCGUACAAGCUUCACAGGGGUCCCAGGGCUCACAGGGCUCACAGGGCUCACAGGGCUCACAGGGCUCACAGGGCUCACAGGUCUCUCCAGUCUCUCCAGUCUCUCCAGUCUCCCAGGGCUCACAAGUCUCACCGGGCUCACCGGGCUCACAGGGGUACCCGAAUUCCCAGGGUUCACAGGGCUCCUGGGGUCAGACCUGGGGAGGAGCGCAGAGUCCUGGUCAGAGCGUUGCUGGACAGGCACUGGGAGCCAGCACAGCCAUUCAGCAAGUUGCAACCGAAAAUACCGGCCAAUACACCUGGAGGCCCAACGGUGAGACGGCUCAGCUACAGACGAGCACUGCAAGCGUCGCUACAAGUAGUCUCAGUCAGUCAACAGCCACCAGCCAAAUGACGACUACCAGUCAGACGAGCAGCACUACUACCCAGGCGACAAGCACGACGAGUGACACGACAACCACCCACAGUAAAUCCAGCAGUACCAACACUCAACCGACGACACUGGAGACUCGCGUCUCUCACAAGACGACCGCCACAGCAACUAACGCUGCACAUGACAUCGCGCCCACCAGCACCGGCACCGGGCAUAAUGGAGCUAGCAAGCUGAACACCAGCGCGUAUGCAGCGGUUGCAGUUUGCGCUGGGGUCGGAAUCAUAGCCGCGUUUAUCCUGUUCUCGUUAUACCGAAAACGGCGACGGGCCAUCGCAAUAGCCAGGGCGAAAGAGUUUAGAAGACGACGAGGAGAGGGUCCGAAAUCUGGACAUUUGGAAACAAACAGCAGCGUCAAUACCUUGCCGCAGCUCUUCCUCGCGAGCAAAACAGCACUAUUCAGUGUGGUUUCUCUACGCUCAUCCAAUGAGAAGGAUGCUGUCGGCAGUGAUCGCAGUGACACGGAAAAGCAGAUAGGAUUAAACCCCCCUACUCAGGAUCGGAAGUCUCAACUCGGUACGGUGACUGUGGCAAUGCCGGCUGAGAGCCAGAGUGAUAGUGGCAGCAUUUCCGACGCCAGCACCGUCGCCGGUACUCCCUCUCGUCAUCCAACCUUCCGGCAGCCCACUGAACUCAAUUACGAUGACUGCAGUACAUCUGACGAGAGCUCGGACGGUGGUGUAAGCGAGCAACGUCCAGGGCUUUACAGGCGGUUUACAGAGCGUGUCGCAAACAUUCGGACCCGUUCAAAACAGCAUAAACCAGGCCAUCGCCACUGUCUCAGCGCACCAAACGAAAUCCUGACCGAUGGCUUUGCCUCUGCCGUAGUGCAGCCGACUCAUGAGAUCGAUACCGAUCGCCGCAGUACCUCUGACUAUGAUACUGAUCAGAGUACACGCGGCCAGCCUCAUGGAAUCCAGACCAGGGACAACAACCAUGAGUCGCACAGCACGUCGGACGAUGAAGCCGACAAUACCACGACGUCUCCCAAUGAUUCACGCACUACUUCCGGUGACGAGGGCGACCAUAUUGCCGCCUUUCAGCGUCCGCCACUGAAGACGAGGGGGAGCUUCAAGGAACGUGUCACCGGUCUCGCCAAGCUGUCCAGGAUGCCGAGUUUAAACUCCCUCUACAAAGGGUCCGCGCCGUCCUCGAUCGAGGAGAAAGAUCGCUCAGGGGCGAAACUAUCCACCAUUCCCGACGAUGAGUUGGAAGACAACAGGCUUGUCGCCUCCUAUGCGCCUUCCACCUUCAAGACAUAUUCCGUUGACAUGGAAUUCUCUCCUGCCAACGACAGUCACGUUAAGCUAGCUGUAGGCCAGUCAGUAAUUAUAUACCAGGUCUAUGACAACGGUUGGGUAUGUGAUACUAUAUCCCCCCUUCAAUCCCUCUUUCGUUCCGUGUGCUAA
Aspergillus bombycis is the source of this 2034-nucleotide messenger RNA. RefSeq lists its product as uncharacterized. Lineage: Eukaryota; Fungi; Ascomycota; Eurotiomycetes; Eurotiales; Aspergillaceae. The record is from RefSeq and is a predicted model, not a curated record. The coding region runs from base 1 to 2034 and encodes 677 amino acids. The transcript has a single exon.